This is a messenger RNA of Notolabrus celidotus (New Zealand spotty), 2797 nucleotides long. It is a transcript of the gene fgf16, whose product is annotated as fibroblast growth factor 16. Gene Ontology annotation, biological process: animal organ morphogenesis; cell differentiation; positive regulation of protein phosphorylation. Gene Ontology annotation, molecular function: growth factor activity; fibroblast growth factor receptor binding. Bases 855 to 1508 code for a protein of 217 amino acids. Lineage: Eukaryota; Metazoa; Chordata; Actinopteri; Labriformes; Labridae. Gene Ontology annotation, cellular component: cytoplasm. The record is from RefSeq and is a predicted model, not a curated record. The transcript has 3 exons.
GGCGAGGAAGCACCUGCUUCCAACAAGGAGGUGGAGAAAAUGCUCUCAUGAAAACGUCCAACUCCAGAGGUUGGCACAGACACUUGUGCAGGAGGUUGGAAGACUCUGAGAUUAUGCACAGGUUAUUUUGAUAAUGUUGAUUGGGGAAAGUUCGCCUAAUGCUUUGUGGUUUUUCUUGUUUUGUUUCCAGCAGGAGAGGCUGUAGUGUGACCGAAAACACUCACAGUAACAUUUUGAGUGUAUUCUUGCUGGAGUUAUUACAAGUCAGUGAUAGGUGUGCGUCUCGCCUUUGUGUUUGCUGAACAAUGAUGAUAUUUCCUUCCUCUUUAUCUGUGUCGCAUUUGAAUGCACCACAAACUGUUGCCAGAGUUCCCUGCCCCUGGAUGGGCGAUGUGUUUUUAUCAGACAGCCCCGGAGCGCAAUCGGGAGUGCAGGACCUUUGAGAAGACGCCUCUGGACUGAAAUGUUUGUGGACUUGGAAGAUAGAGCCAACUUAUUUUUGGGAGAGAAGUGACAGAGGCGCGCAGACAGCGGCAUCAUCAGCGGGAAAAAAGUUGGACAGAAAGUACACUUUCUGUAAGGAAACUGAUGCGCGUAAGAAGGGAUGCCAGCCAGGCGUGGCUUGUGCUUAAACAUCCAAUGUGAGAAUGCGUGGGGAGUAUGUAUAUAAUAGAGGCUUUCCAUCUGAUAAACAGAGAUAUCAAAGUGAUCAUUAUACCAAAGAGGGUCAAUAAAGUGAGAGGACGCUGCUGAUUCGGAGUAGCACCACGCGCCGGGUACGCUUUGUGCGUGCAUGGACCGGACUUGUUCAAACUUUUUCUCCUGUUUGAGUUACCAUAUAGACUACAUUUUAAAUGCCGUCGCUUAAUCUGACAGCUGUGCACACAAUGGCAGAGGUCGGGAGUUUUCUGGGGACAAUCGACCUGGAUUUACAAACCUUUCCUGCACUCGGGACUAUGCCCCUGCCGGAGUCUCCGGUGGGCUUAAAUGAGCGGCUGGGGCAGAUUGAGGGGAGGCUGCAGCGGGGGUCGCCGACGGAUUUCGGGCAUCUUAAAGGGAUCCUGAGGCGGCGGCAGCUCUACUGCAGAACCGGCUUCCAGCUGGAGAUAUUCCCCAAUGGGACAGUGUAUGGGACGAGACAGGACCACAGCAGGUUUGGCAUCCUGGAGUUCAUCAGUCUGGCAGUGGGUCUGGUCAGCAUCAGAGGGGUGGAUGCCGGACUCUACCUUGGCAUGAAUGAGAAGGGAGAGCUCUAUGGGUCGAAGAAGCUGACAGCAGAGUGUGUGUUCAGGGAACAGUUUGAGGAGAACUGGUACAACACCUACGCUUCAACUUUGUACAAGCACACAGACACGGGACGUUUCUACUACGUGGCCUUAAACAAGGAUGGCUCGCCCAGGGAAGGCAGCAGGACUAAAAAACACCAAAAGCUCACCCACUUCUUACCCAGGCCGGUGGAGAUUGAGAAGAUCCCUCAGGCAUACAGGGACUUAUUCCAGUACAGGUGACAAGAGCUUACUCCAGGAGAACUGGUUACAAUCGGAGGAACAGAUAGAAAAGAAGAGGAGAGAGGGGGUGUUGUGGAUACUUGGACCCCGUACAGAAUUGUUUACCCUCAACUCCCCCUGAGGUCACUGUGUUUACACCUCAGCCCACCGCCAAGCACGUUACAGCACUGACAUAAACAUUGCGCAUGUUCCUGGAUGCUGCUGCUUCAGUGGACUUGUGACCUCAGAAGAGGCGGGACAGUCGUUUCAUAAAACCACUGAGGACAUGGACGGAGGAGGCCUACAUGCGAUCAGUAUGAUCCAAUCAGGUGCCAUGUUUUCUCCAUAACCACUUUUUUUCUGAGGGAAAUGAGUAGAAACUCAAGCAACAUGCAAAGACAAGUGGAGUCAUGGUCCUUGGCAGUUAUGAGUAGCACUAAGCUGGAGUGGGAGUAAAAUGAAUGAUGAACACCAGGAAGAGACUUUUGAAGAGCUCCAAAUGGUGGAAAGCACUGCAGAUGUCACAUUGUGCAUUUGUUAAAAAUACACAACCACAAUGACGUUAAAUGUAAGAAAGGGCACAUUCCAGAUAAAGAGAAAUAUUUAGGAGAAGAAGGGCCAGAAAUGUAUAAAAACAAUUGUGCUGCAUGCAUGUAAGUGACGGGUUGGGACAGUAGGGAAUCUGUAGGUAGACCAUCUUUAAGGCAGAGCAGGUUUUUCAUUAAGCUGUCAAAACUAAAGAUGGAAGAGGGGUGUUAAAUCAAAAAAGACAAAGGUGUGAUAGAUGAAACAGCACUUACUGCACAUCAAAAAUCCCGGCUUCUAUAUGGUGUUAUCAUCAGAGUAUCAUUCAUCACAUUUAAAUAAGAGAUCAAGUCACGUCUUGUAGGAAUCGAAUGCAAAACAGGUGAUAAAGCUCGGGACAAAAGCACUUCCAUGACUGUGGCUGUAAGAAGAAGUAGUUGGGUGUCUUUUUAAAAGAUGGUGACUUGUAAUGUUCAGAGUGACAGGAACAUUAUUAAAAAUGCAAGCAGCUGAGGUGUACAUAUGGGUGAUCCUAUUUAUGAGAUGUACAAUAUAUUUAUUUUCUACAUAUAAAGUAUAAAUAUAAAUCUAUAUAUUUAUUUAUUGCAAAGACUUUAUUUUGUAAUGAACUUGAAGUUAUCUGGACUGUAGAUUCUACUGAAAUUAUACCAAAAAUCACAACAACAGAAAAACUGCUAUGAUCAUGACAAUAAAAUUGUCCUGAUUUCUAGAGCUCUUUGUGAGAGACUAUUUUUGCUUGGAUAAACAUCUGAUGUACCAAUUAA